Molecule: messenger RNA, 428 nt
Organism: Solenopsis invicta (red fire ant)
Lineage: Eukaryota; Metazoa; Arthropoda; Insecta; Hymenoptera; Formicidae
Exons: 2
Coding region: 72-428 (118 amino acids)
Source: RefSeq, a predicted model, not a curated record
UAAUAUAUCAGAAUACGUUGCAAAGUACUAUUUACAUAUCCAAUACGUUGACUGCUGUUAUAUUUGUGAUCAUGGCUUUCUAUCAUCAAAAGAGAUUUAAGAUGAGCAUGAAGAAACUUAUUGCUAUAGAAGAUACUUUGAAAGAAUUAGGCAUUUCUACAAUGUAUCACAAGAUGCAUACAUGUUCGAAAUUAAUAGUAAUUGGAUGGAUAAUGCAUAGUAUCGUUCUAAAUUUUUGCGAUAUGAUAUGGUGGAAAAUUUUCAAUGGAACCAUUUCUUGGGGAUUAUUAGUAUCUUUUAUACGAAAUCACGGUAUUCAUAUAAACAUGUUGGCAGAUUUAUUAUUUACCUUCCUUUUAUGGUUUGUACAAUAUUAUUACGUAUACAUAUGUAUUUAUAUGUGUAAUGUAUAUGACUGUGUAAAUUAA